This is a messenger RNA of Alligator sinensis (Chinese alligator), 945 nucleotides long. RefSeq names its product olfactory receptor 4N2-like. The transcript has a single exon. The record is from RefSeq and is a predicted model, not a curated record. Gene Ontology annotation, cellular component: membrane. Gene Ontology annotation, biological process: G protein-coupled receptor signaling pathway. NCBI's taxonomy places the organism in Eukaryota, Metazoa, Chordata, Crocodylia, Alligatoridae. Bases 1 to 945 code for a protein of 314 amino acids. Gene Ontology annotation, molecular function: G protein-coupled receptor activity; olfactory receptor activity.
AUGGAGCUGGAGAAUCAGACAGUGGUGACUGAAUUCAUCCUCCUGGGUUUGUCCCCAGCCCAAGAAGUCCAGCUUAUCCUCUUCUUUCUCUUCCUGUUCUUCUACAUCAUCAUCCUCCCAGGGAACAUCCUUAUUAUUCUCACCAUCCUGCAUGACCCCCACCUGGGCUCCCCCAUGUAUUUCUUCCUGGCCAACUUGGCCUUCCUGGACAUCUGUUACUGCUCUGUUACCCCACCAAAGAUGCUGGCUGACUUCUUCUCCUUCUGCAAAGCCAUCUCCUAUGGAGGCUGCAUGGCUCAGCUCUUUUUCCUCCACUUUUUGGGGGCAGCUGAAGCCUUCCUCCUCCUUGCCAUGGCCUAUGACCGCUAUGUGGCCAUCUUCCAGCCCCUGCACUACACAAUUGUGGUGAGCUGGGAGCUCUGCUGGAUCCUGGUGGGGGCAACAUGGAUUGGGGGCCUAUUCCACAGUGCUAUCCAGGUGGCUCUGACUGCCCAGCUCCCUUUCUGUGGGCCCAAUGUGCUGGACAACUUCUUCUGUGAUGUUCCUCAAGUGGUCAAGCUGGCCUGCACAGACACUUCCCUGGUGGAGAUCCUGACCUUCUCCAACAAUGGCCUGGUCAUUCUCUUCUGCUUCCUCCUUCUCCUUGUCUCCUACUCCUUCCUUCUGCUCAAACUACGGGCACAGUCAACCCAAAGACAGAAGAAAGUGGCUUCCACCUGCAUCACUCACAUAAUCAUCGUCUUUAUCAUGUUUGUCCCAGCCAUCUACAUCUACUGCCAGCCCUUCCGCACCAUCCCCAUGGAGAAGGUGGUGGCCGUGUUGCACACUGUGGUCUUCCCCCUUACAAACCCCAUGAUCUACACACUGAGAAACAAAGAAGUGAAGUCAGCAAUGAAGAGGAUGGUCUGUAGAUAUGGGCUUUGUUGUAGAGAACUGAGCAAGUAA